Molecule: messenger RNA, 1060 nt
Organism: Caenorhabditis elegans
Lineage: Eukaryota; Metazoa; Nematoda; Chromadorea; Rhabditida; Rhabditidae
Gene: Y51H4A.5
Product: Fungal lipase-type domain-containing protein
Exons: 6
Coding region: 17-1006 (329 amino acids)
Biological process (GO): lipid metabolic process
Source: RefSeq, marked reviewed
UUUUCCAUUUCGAAAAAUGCAAUUUCUAGUCUUUUUUCUAAUAUUUUGGCAAUUUUUCGAUUUUUUGGAGGCCAGCAAAUGCACCGACUGUAUUGCAUCUGGCAAGCACUGGUGUGUGACAGUCAAUGAAUGUGGAUUUUCGCCAUGUGCAACUUCGAUCUCGAAGUCACUAAACUGUCCGGAGCUUCCCGAUAAAGCACACGCUUACGAUGAUAAUUUUGUGAGAACAAAGAUUGUUCCAUUGGCCGCGUCGGCGUUGAACCCGAAUCCUGAGAAAUGUUUCAAGCCAAGACUUCCCACCAUGACACUUUCCAAAAAAUUCAGUGCCAAUUGCUCAGAAGUCGGACCCCAAUCGAACUGCUUCAGCUUCACCUCCUUCGAUACCACACAAAAAGUUCUGGUGAUGUCAUUCAGAGGAACUGAUAGCCCCCUACAGUUGACUGAUGAGAUUUUGGACUUUUUUACCGGAAAAAAGCAAUUCUUCCCUGACGCUGGCAACAUUUUCACCUAUUUCUACGAUGCCUUCUUCUUUCUCUGGAAUGCUGGUCUACAACAGGAUAUCCGUCAGCUAAAGUACAAAUAUCCAGACUACGAACUAUGGGUAACUGGGCACUCUUUAGGUGGAGCCCUAGCUUCAGUUGCAGCUUCUUAUGUUGUUCAUACGGGUAUUUUCACAAGUGAUAAGGUGAAACUUGUCACUUUGGGACAACCGAGAACCGGAGAUUACGAUUAUGCUACGUGGCACGAUAAAAACUUUCCCUAUUCGUUCCGUAUUGUGCACCGUCGGGACCUUGUCGCCCAUAUUCCACCACAGGACGGAGCUGACAAACUUUUCCAUCACAGAAGUGAAGUUUGGUACAACAACAAUAUGAGCACUACUGAGCCAUAUCAUAUUUGUGCUGAAGCCGAUGGUUUUUAUUGUAGCAGUAGAGAACUCGACACAAAUAUUGCUGAUCAUUUGACCUAUUUUGGAGUUUUCAUUCCCGGUUGGCAGACGAAAUGCUAACUUUUUUUUGUGGUGUUUUGGAAUUUUGAAAUUUCAAUAAAUAUAAACUGUUUC